This is a messenger RNA of Erythranthe guttata (spotted monkey flower), 315 nucleotides long. NCBI's taxonomy places the organism in Eukaryota, Viridiplantae, Streptophyta, Magnoliopsida, Lamiales, Phrymaceae. The record is from RefSeq and is a predicted model, not a curated record.
AUGAAUGCCAAGACAGCCGCCAUGCUAGGUCCAGGCGAAGCAGCUGCCGAUGGCGGUGGUGCCGGCAUAGGUGGAGAAGGUCCCGGAGAUGGUCCCGGUGAAGGCCCCAUGGGUCCCAUCGACGGAGACAUUGGCGGAGCUGGUGGAGAAGACGGCAGCAUGGGUUGCAUUCCGGGUGCCGCCAUUGGGGGUGAUGGCCCCAUACUCGGCGGCGGUGUGGACAUUGGUGGCAUUGCAGGUGGAGCCAUGGUGGCGGUGGGUGGUGGUGUAGCCAUGGCGGACGGAGACAUCGCCGGAGAUGGGGUUGGAGCUUGA